AUGGCCCUCAGCGAUGCCGACGUGCAGAAGCAGAUUAAGCACAUGAUGGCUUUUAUUGAACAAGAAGCCAAUGAGAAAGCAGAAGAAAUUGAUGCAAAGGCAGAGGAAGAGUUCAACAUUGAGAAAGGUCGUCUUGUGCAAACCCAAAGACUGAAGAUUAUGGAAUAUUAUGAGAAGAAAGAAAAGCAGAUUGAGCAGCAGAAGAAAAUUCAGAUGUCCAAUUUGAUGAAUCAAGCGAGGCUCAAAGUCCUCAGGGCGAGAGAUGACCUUAUCACAGACCUACUAAAUGAAGCAAAACAGAGACUCGGCAAAGUAGUAAAAGAUGCAACCAGGUACCAAGUGCUGCUGGACGGACUAGUCCUCCAGGGUUUGUACCAGUUGCUGGAGCCCCGGAUGAUUGUUCGCUGCAGGAAACAGGAUUUCCCUCUGGUGAAGGCUGCAGUGCAAAAAGCAAUCCCUGUGUACAAAGUAGCAACCAAAAGAGACGUUGAUGUCCAGAUUGAUCAGGAGGCCUACCUGCCCGAGGAAAUAGCCGGCGGUGUUGAGAUCUAUAACGGGGACCGCAAGAUCAAGGUGUCUAACACACUCGAAAGUCGGCUGGACCUCAUAGCUCAGCAGAUGAUGCCUGAAGUGCGGGGAGCCUUGUUUGGUGCAAAUACCAACAGGAAGUUUUUGGACUAA
Messenger RNA from Rangifer tarandus platyrhynchus (Svalbard reindeer), 681 nucleotides. Lineage: Eukaryota; Metazoa; Chordata; Mammalia; Artiodactyla; Cervidae. The record is from the annotation of a GenBank genome assembly.